ACACGUGGGGAGAAAAUGACACUUCAAAUCAUUGCUUUGGGAUUUCUCCCUGUUGCAGGUGUUCACCGCCAGAUCCUGUUUGUUACUGUGGGAUGGUUUGCUGGCUAUUUUCUUGUUAAACAUGCUGAGUAUGUCCACGCUAAACAGGACAGAGAGCUGCUUGAUUAUGUCAGGCGGCACCCUGAAGACUUUAAGGAGUCAGAAAAGAAAAGAAUAGGAGAACUUCUGGAGGAUUUCUAUCCAGUUCGCUGAUGCUUCUGCUGAGCUGUUUCUGUGCUGAGAACUCCACGGGGCUGCCCGCGGCCUUUCAGCUGUCCAUGCUUGGAACCAUCAUUCAAUCUCAUUAAAUAAAAGCUAAUGAUGAAAUACA
Molecule: messenger RNA, 370 nt
Organism: Meleagris gallopavo (turkey)
Lineage: Eukaryota; Metazoa; Chordata; Aves; Galliformes; Phasianidae
Source: RefSeq, a predicted model, not a curated record